AGUACAAGAUAUUUGACAAACGUUAGCCAGAAAAGAAAACGAUGAAUUGCUUGAGCUCAAUCUGUUUCAAACCUUGUGUUCCUUCCAAGGUGCUUUAUCCCAGAACCAGCUCCACAAAAUUCACAACCAUGGUUCGUGCCAGUCUUCAAGAUCCUCAACCACCCAACACUAGCCAACAACAACAGCUCAACCUCUCCGUUCUUCGCUUCACACUGGGGAUACCUGGGUUUGAUGAAUCCUACUUGCCCAGAUGGAUUGGUUAUGGCUUUGGUUCGCUUUUGCUCUUAAAUCACUUUCUUGGUUCUGACUCAGCCACUGUUACACCAGCACAGCUUAGUACAGAGGUUUUGGGUAUGUCAUUGGCUUCAUUCUCUAUUGUGCUGCCUUACCUUGGCAAAUUCCUCAAGGGUGCCCAACCAGUGGAUCAGACGACUCUACCAGAUGGAACGCAGCAAAUAUUUGUCAUGUCAACAGAUAUAGUGGAUGGAUUGAAGGAGGACCUGGCUUGGGCGUCGUACAUUUUGCUGCGAAAUUUGAAUGCCAUUGCUCUAAUUUUUAUUCAAGGAGAUAUAUGUGCAAGGGGCUACUGGAACAUAACAGACGAUUCAUCAACAGAAAUUCUACUUGGUUUUUUCAAGAAAAAAGUUGAAAAUGCUCGCCUCUAUGAUUUGAAUGACACCCUAUAUUUUCCUCAAGAUGCAGAUUCUGACUUUCAGGAUCUGGUACCUAAAGGAACUAACUCUCUACUGGUGCAACCAGUGUUACAAGCUUCUAUCGAUAAUGCUACUGGCUUGCAAAAACCUGUGGGAUUUAUUCUGCUGUCCUCAACCUUGAGGUAUGCAUUUAGUAUUAAAGACAGAGCCUGGAUUGCAGCUGUGGCCAACAAACUAAGAGAUUGUAAGAUUAAGGAAGUACAAUUAAAAUUCUCUGCUAUACAGGUUUGUUUACAAUUCAAUCUUGUGACAGAGUUUAUUGAUUAG
This is a messenger RNA of Lotus japonicus, 980 nucleotides long. RefSeq names its product protein COFACTOR ASSEMBLY OF COMPLEX C SUBUNIT B CCB2, chloroplastic-like. The record is from RefSeq and is a predicted model, not a curated record. Gene Ontology annotation, biological process: cytochrome b6f complex assembly. The transcript has 7 exons. The coding region runs from base 42 to 980 and encodes 312 amino acids. NCBI's taxonomy places the organism in Eukaryota, Viridiplantae, Streptophyta, Magnoliopsida, Fabales, Fabaceae.